CCGAUCUAUGUAUAAAAGCUACGGGAAGCGCGUAGCUGGGCAUCAUUCACCUACCGGGAACAGCUCGACGCGCACAGGUGUUCCUUCCGCACCGCACACACUCACAACUAGAGAGAAUCUCCGAGAGAGUCAACGAUUCCAGCUAACAUGAAGGUCUUCAUCUGCCUCUUGGCCACGGUCUGCGCCUGCAAUGCCACCUUCCUGUCGUUACUUGGCGGCGGCGGCGGUGGUGGCGGCGGUGGAGGAGGAGGAAGCAAGACCACAUACAAUGUGAUUGCCACGCCUAGCUCUGGAGGAGGUCACGGAGGCGGUCACGGAGGUGGUCAUGGAGGAGGUGGCGGUGGACAUGGAUAUGCCCAUGGUCAUGGCUACUCGCAUGGCGGCGGCGGAGGCGGUGGCUCAGCCCAGAUCAUUAAAGUCAUUCUGCAGGAGGGGCAAGGCUACAGCAAUGCUGGUGGAUCAGCAGGUGGCAUCGUGGCCGGUGGACACAGCUAUGGACAUGAUCACGGUCACAGCCACAGCCACAGUCACGGUCACGGCUCCUAUGGCGGUCAGCAGGAGCAAGUCUUUAAAGUCAUCGAGCAAGCUCCAGCUCCAGUGGCUUACCACGCAGUAAGCGGCGGUGGCUACUCCUAUGACCAGGGUCACUCAUCCCACUCCUAUGGACAAUCGUAUGCUUCUGGUCAUGGCUAUGGCGGCUCCUCAUCCUACGAUGUGCAGCAGUUCAACGCAAUUCUGCCACAGAUUCUGCAGUUGGUGCUGCAAGAGGAUGCCUUCGGCGGCGGUGGCGGCGGUUCAGCUGGUGUGGGCGCCAUCAAUGGCCAGCUGAUCAAUGCAUACGGCAGCAAGGGCAAUGCCAUCAUCAUGAAGGCCGACCAGGCUCAGGGUGCCUUCUUCAAGAGCGGCCACGUUGUGCAGCGUGGAACACUGAAGGUGAUGCGCGUCCAGGACAAUCAGCAGCAGCAGCAGCAACAUGUGCAGGCUGGCGCUGCUGCCAGUGGCUGGAACAAUGGCGGCGGUUCCUCUCAUGGCGGUAGUGGCUGGAGCAGCGGUGGCGGUUCCUCCCAUGGCGGCAGUGGCUGGAGCAGCGGUGGCUCCCCCGCGCCCAGCGCUGGCUGGAGCAGCGGUGGUCCACCUUCUUCUGCCUGGUAGUGGCACCAGUGGCACCAGUGGCACCGCUACCAGCUUAGUUAGCUAGACCAAAUUAAUACUUUUUUUUUAUCAACUAUAAAUUUAUCUAUUUUAUAUUAUUUUUUUUCAUAGGCUAGUCCUUCUCGCACAGUCAUUGCUUUGUGACCAAAGUACAAACAAAAAAGAAAAAAGAAAAGAAAAACCCCCAU
Molecule: messenger RNA, 1340 nt
Organism: Drosophila subobscura
Lineage: Eukaryota; Metazoa; Arthropoda; Insecta; Diptera; Drosophilidae
Product: glycine-rich protein DOT1
Exons: 2
Coding region: 148-1152 (334 amino acids)
Source: RefSeq, a predicted model, not a curated record